Paramecium tetraurelia is the source of this 1755-nucleotide messenger RNA. RefSeq lists its product as uncharacterized. Gene Ontology annotation, molecular function: ATP binding; aspartate-tRNA ligase activity; RNA binding. The transcript has 3 exons. Lineage: Eukaryota; Ciliophora; Oligohymenophorea; Peniculida; Parameciidae. The record is from RefSeq and is a predicted model, not a curated record. Gene Ontology annotation, cellular component: cytoplasm; aminoacyl-tRNA synthetase multienzyme complex; cytosol. Gene Ontology annotation, biological process: aspartyl-tRNA aminoacylation.
UAAUAAAAGAAUAAAAUUUUUAAGAUGUCAGAUUAACCAGUUCAACCUCCAGAGUAGGGCGCAGAAGGAGAGUAAAAGUCAAAGAAAUAAUUACAAAGAGAAAAAAAGGAAGCAGAGAAGGCUUAGAAGAAGUAGGAGCACCAAUAAGGUCAAAAGCAAUAGCAAUAAUAACAAUAGUAAUAGGUAGUACAAGAGGAGGAUAAUUGUGUUGGAAGGUAUGGAGAUUUGAGUUUGAUUCAAUCACAAGAAAGAACACAGAGAAAAUGGAUCAAAGUCGGUGAUAUCGACUAAACUUUGGUGAAUCAAGUAAUUUUGGUUAGGGCCAGAAUCCACAAUUCAAGAGUCAAGGGAAAGUUGGCUUUCUUGGUUUUAAGAGAGAAUUAUAAUACAAUUUAAGUAGUGGCUGAAAAGGGUGAGUUUGCAAGUGCCCAAAUGUUAAAGUAUAUGUCAGGAAUUCCCCUUGAAUCUGUAGUUGAUAUUGAAGCACUUGUGAAAUAGCCAAAUAAGGAGAUCUUAUCUUGCACCCAAAAAGUGGAAUUGGAAGUGAGAUCAAUCAAGGUAGUCACCAGGUCCUUACCUAUGUUACCAUUUUAAAUUGAAGAUGCCUCAAGAAGAAUCACAGAUUUCGAAGAUGGAGUUUAAGAAUAGAAAUAAGAAGAACCUCAAUAAAAAUAAGAAGAAGUUUAAUAAAAGUAAGAAAAAUAGGAUAAAACUGAAAAAUAACAGAUAUAAGUCAUGUUGAAAACAAGAUUGGAUAACAGAGUUAUUGAUCUCAGAACUCCUGCUAAAUAAGCUAUUUUCAGAGUGCAAUCAGGUAUUGGAUUGUUGUUCAGAGAAUUUUUGGUAGAAAAUGGAUUCAUUGAAAUCCAUACACCAAAAUUGAUUGGAGGAACUUCUGAAGGUGGUACCAACGUAUUUAAGUUGAAAUAUUUCAACUAAGAUGCUUGCUUAGCAUAAUCUCCUCAAUUAUAUAAAUAAAUGUGUUUGAUGGCUGACUAUGACAGAGUCUUCGAAGUAGCCCCUGUAUUCAGAGCUGAGAAUUCAAACACACACAGACAUUAAUGUGAAUUCAUUAGUAUGGAUAUUGAAAUGGUUAUCAAGGAACACUUUACUGAAUUAUUAGAUUUAAUGGGAGAUUUGUGUAUAUAUAUGUUCAAGGGAAUUGAAAAGAGAUACUAAAAGGAAAUAGAAAUCAUUUCUCAAUAAUUCCCAUUUGAACCAUUCAAAAUACCAGAACCAGUACUCAAACUCACUUUCGAGGAAGGUGUCAAGAUGUUACAUGAAGCAGGUGUCAACCAAGACCCCCAUGAUGAUUUAGAUACUGUCAAUGAGAAGACUCUUGGAAAAUUGGUCAGAGAAAAAUAUGGAACUGACUUUUACAUUCUUCACAGAUAUCCAAAGAAGGCUAGACCAUUUUAUACUAUGCCUUGUCAUGAUGAUCCCAACUACACUUUAUCCUAUGACUUUUUCAUGAGAGGAGAGGAAAUCGUUUCAGGAGCUUAGAGAGUGCAUGACCCAGAACUCUUAAUUAAACAAAUUAAAGAGAAAGGAAUUGCUGUUGAACCAUUGAAGGAUUACAUUGACUCAUUCAGAUAUGGUGCUUAUCCUCACGGUGGAUGUGCCUUUGGGUUAGAAAGAGUAGCAUUUUUGUAUUUCAAUCUAAAGAAUAUCAGAAAUGCAUGUAUGUUCCCAAGAGACCCUGUUAGAUUGUUCCCUUGAUAUAAUGGUACAUAAAUAUAAAAGAAUAAAACAUUC